This is a messenger RNA of Cylas formicarius (sweet potato weevil), 1715 nucleotides long. RefSeq names its product potassium/sodium hyperpolarization-activated cyclic nucleotide-gated channel 4-like. The record is from RefSeq and is a predicted model, not a curated record. The transcript has a single exon. NCBI's taxonomy places the organism in Eukaryota, Metazoa, Arthropoda, Insecta, Coleoptera, Brentidae. The coding region runs from base 1 to 1686 and encodes 561 amino acids.
AUGCGGUCAAUUAUAAAAGAUAAUCGUUUGGAGCACAACUGUACUGCUCACUGCGAGAGGCAAUUCCCCCCCAAACGGCGGACAGAACCUAAAUGGAAGUACUUGUUAAAGAAACUGUACUAUUGUUUAUCCCUAGUGUCUGGUACCCACCCACAGUGCAAUUUGUACUUUGCAAGCAGUCACGCGUUCAGAGAGGAAAAACGAAGACACUACGACUCAAACCACUACUACAUUAUACAUCCGCUUAGCAAACUAGCUAUUUAUCACGAAAUGUACAUACUUGCUUUGUACGUCGUUGCCAUUUGGUUGAAAUUGCUAGACGUUGCCUUUAUCCGAAGAACAAACUAUUACCUCGGAACAUAUAGCGCAUUACCACAAGCGAUGAAUAUUUGUGACGGUCUCAGCUGGUUGAAUAUAAUGUUUAUGUUCUUCAUCGGUUUUGUUAUAUCGGAGAAUAGGCUGGUAGUUAUCGAACACGAAAGUAUCGUCUUUUUCCGUUUGAGAAGUUUGAUGUUUUGGGCGGAGCUACUCUCCUCGAUACCUAGAUAUACCUUGUGUGCAGGUCCUCUGCAAUGCAGCCACGUUUUUUGGAAUGUGCUCAAUUUCCUGUCACUCUUCAAAAUCGUACUCUUCGGAAAACUGAUAAGGGCGGUGAAGAUAUGCGCCCAAUAUUUCAAGAUUGAAAACACCGGUCUGAUUUCUCUCGUGCAGUUUUUUUUGAUAAUGGUACUAGUCACUCACCUCAUGUCUUGUUUAGAAUUCGGCGUGCCGCGAUUCAGGAAAAUUUUUACCGGAGAGUACCAUCCGAGUUCCUGGAUCCUUUACGACAAUUUACUGGAGAAGUCCCUCGUGAGGCAAUAUUUCUACGCAUUUUUUAAGACGGCCGCGCAGACAUUCGGAGUGCAUAUCGACGUUUAUAAAGAGUAUGCCACUUGGGAAGAGACCAUGGUCACGUUGGUCAAUUACUUUGUAGGAAAAAUUAUCCACAUCACCACUUGGGUGGCUCUUUUGUGUGCCAUCUUGUCAAAGGAUUUGCAGGAGGUGAAAUUUCAGGAAAUCAUUACGCAACUGCACGAGUACAUGAAGCACAAGCAGCUCCCGGAUAACCUAAGGCACAGGAUCGUGGGGUACUACAACUUCAAGUAUCAGCGGAAGUUUUUCAAUCAGCGAAACAUAUUGGACCUACUUCCAGAGAGUUUGAGGUUCAAAGUCAACAUAGAUAAGAGCAGGACGAUAAAAUCGAGCAAGCUGCCUCUCUUUAACGCAUUUAGCGAAGACACCUUGCAAGAAAUCGUUUCCUAUUUCGUAUCUGAAAUUUACUCGGCGAAUGACGUAAUUAUUAUGUCCGGAUCUAUUGGUCAUUGUCUAUAUAUAAUAGCUUCCGGAACAGUCGCGCUCUACACCCACUCCGGAAAAGAAGUAUGCCACUUGCAGGACGGCGCAUACUUUGGUGAGCUGUCGCUUAUUUUGAAAAAUCAAAAGUGCACCUCAACUAUUAUUGCUAUCGAGACUAGCAAAGUGUAUAGAUUGGAAAGAAAAUAUUUUGAACGGUACAUGGUAACAAACAAGGAGCUGUAUGCUGCCAUUCUUAAGCAGGCCGAAGAAAGACUAAAGAUGAUCACGGAGGUGGAAGAAGAAUAUCGCAGAUAUUUGUUUGAACGGACCUACACGGGAACGCAGCUAUGACAGUAUUGUAUUUGUGCCUCUAAAAUCAU